Rubroshorea leprosula is the source of this 998-nucleotide messenger RNA. The record is from the annotation of a GenBank genome assembly. Lineage: Eukaryota; Viridiplantae; Streptophyta; Magnoliopsida; Malvales; Dipterocarpaceae.
UUUACCUCUUUAAGAAAGAAAGAAAAAAAAAAAAUAGAAGAUUUUGAUAACUAAAAAGUGAAGACUUAAAGCAUUGAUGGAGGGCUGGGACUUGAUAUGAUGAAGAUUAGGAUUGUUGUGCCUAGGCUUAAUCUGCUGUGGUCUCUUGUAUCUGAUGAUGAUUUAAUAGCUUUUGAGGCUAAGUUCCUGCUGGAAAAUAGUAGUGAUCUCCAUGGUGAAAUCAAUGCUAUGAAUCGAAAUCUGUUGCUGGAUCUUGUUAGGGGAACAAACUUAUUGCUGCUGUUGGAGCUGAUUUUACUGUGGUCUGUUUUGUUUGAAGAUGGAAUGGUGUUUAUUGAGUUAAAAUCUUUAAUGGAAAAGAGUGUUUCUGAUCUUGUGCUGACUGUUAACAUUGAGAUAACUUCAAGGAGGUUGGUGUUCCUAAUUAAGGAGAAGCAUGGAUCAACAACUGAAGGUUGUGGUUGCCCUUCAACCACAUGGGAGCCAAGAUGCAUCAAAGAAAGAUGGGUAUUUGGUUCUGUUCGUCUGGAUGAUGGAGAUGGUUGGCUGCAAUGGAUGCCUCUUGAAUUGGCAGGGAUCUUGGUUGUAAGCCAAGCCUAUAUGUGCAGAUUACUUGCCACAGGUUUGAGUACCUAUCCUGCUGGUGUCUCAAUGGUUUCUUGGUAUGAGGCAACUAGUUCAGGCAGGUUGCCGGUGGUUUUUACCAUACUUUGCAACUGUAAGACCUUGGAUUCACCUUAUGCCUUUUCUCAUCUGUUUCCUGGUGAAGGAACGUGGUCCAAGCUUUUGAAAAGCUAUUUCUGGCAAGGAUGAUCCGCAAACAACUGCACGGAGUUCACCUUCCUUGCGUGACAGAUUGCAGGGCUUUAUUUUACUUUGGAGUUAAGUUGCUUGUGUUUGUUUCUGUUCAUCUGUUUUCGUGUUUUGGUUCUAGUUGCUUUUGUUUUUUGUGUUGUGUAAAACUUCUACUUGAAUAUUAAUAGAGUAUGUUUUGAUGA